Messenger RNA from Tigriopus californicus, 1777 nucleotides. RefSeq names its product beta-1,4-N-acetylgalactosaminyltransferase bre-4-like. Gene Ontology annotation, molecular function: N-acetyl-beta-glucosaminyl-derivative 4-beta-N-acetylgalactosaminyltransferase activity. Lineage: Eukaryota; Metazoa; Arthropoda; Copepoda; Harpacticoida; Harpacticidae. The coding region runs from base 282 to 1721 and encodes 479 amino acids. The transcript is spliced from 5 exons. Gene Ontology annotation, biological process: glycosphingolipid biosynthetic process; carbohydrate metabolic process. The record is from RefSeq and is a predicted model, not a curated record.
UUGUAAAUUUCACCCGGAUUCCCGUACUUGAUUUUUUUACAUCUUUGAGAAAUGAAUUCUAUUUUCACAAGCUUUCACGUCUGAUUGGUUUGAUAUUCUUAUCAAAAAACUGUUUGAGUACAAACUUUUAGCGGUGGUUUCACCUGGAUUUCUCUGCAUGAAGGAAGAAUAGGCCCAGUCACUCCAACUUCCAACCUGCUCUGUUUGGAUGUCUGUCAUAAAGCCCACAGCAGUUCUUGAAGAAUUGGUGGCAUGUUGAAGAAAUCAUUGUUCCUUCAAGUAUGAGGGGUGUGAUCCUUGAGGCUGCUAAACGUAGCCAUUUGCGCUUUUUUACUGUGAUAUUAGCUGUGUUAGUGAUUUGCACUCAAUUAAGUGUAAUUUUAAAUCUUAGCAAUCGAAUAUAUUCCCAAACCACACCAAAGUCAAAUCACUCCAAAUUGGUUCAAUCAAAGACUAUUUUAGAUGUGCUUCGAGAAUUACCCAAUCCUCAAGUAGACGAAUAUGAAUUCAAAUCCAAAGUAGUUCGUCCAAAUCAAGACAUGGUCGCAAAUUUUGCCAAGCACCCAUCCAUGAUCAUUGAAAAAUUGGAAAAGUUUGUUGAUGGAGAAUCACACAGAACGGAGCGCUUAAUUGAAGACAUUCAAGGAGUCCGCCGUAACUUGAGAUUGAAGGACCAAGAUGACCAAGAACCCAAAGCACAACUGGGAGGGAGGAAAUUACAAAGUGUUGAGGGGACUCAGGAAUGUCCAACCACAUCCCCCUAUUUACUUGGACCGCUUGUUGUCAAACAGUCUCACGUUCCUGCUUGGGAUCCUGGCACUGAGGCAUUUCAAAAAUGGUAUGGAAACAUCAACCCAGGCGGAAGUUUUGCACCAAGAGAAUGCCAACCUCGACAGAAAGUGGCAAUUAUAAUUCCUUACAGGGAUCGAGAGGAACAUCUUCGUCUGUGGCUAUAUCACAUGCAUCCAAUUCUACAACGCCAGCAACUGGAUUAUCAAGUGUUUGUUGUGGAACAAACUUCAGACGAAUCAUUCAAUCGAGCAGCGCUUAUGAACAUUGGAUAUGUGGAAGCCAAUAAAGUUGGCAAUUUCUCUUGUUAUGUGUUCCAUGACGUGGAUAUUGUCCCAGAGGAUGACAGAAACAUUUAUUCGUGCCCUGCCGACCGACCAAAGCAUUUAGCGGUGGCAGUGAACAAAUGGAAAUAUCGCCUAAUUUAUGACAAAUACUUCGGAGGAAUCACUGCCUUGAAUAAGGAGCAAUUUGAAAAGAUCAAUGGUUUUGCCAAUAGCUUCUAUGGAUGGGGUGGUGAAGAUGACGAACUUUACAAUCGGGUUUCGAAUGCAGGCUACGAAAUAUUUCGUUACCCAGCCCACAUUGCCAGAUUUUCCAUGUUAAAGCAUGAUCCUGCCGUAAAAGGAGAAAAUGUGGACAGGCUAAUGGAGAAAAGUAAAGCCAACAAGCUCAAGGGUGACGGCUUGAAGACAUUGCGUUACAAGAAGCUUAAUCAAAAGAACUUUCCUUUGUACACGUGGCUCUUGGUGAAGCUUCCCAAAGCUCCGCCCAAAGUGAAAAAGACCUUGUGGGAUUUUGGAAAGGAAUCUCUGAUCAGUGGUCUAAAUUUACUCGGCGGUAGUUUGGCUGAACAGGUGUCCAAUGCAGUUGACGAUAUGGCAACUACUAACGAGAAGAACAUGGCCAAGGGCAGCUCUCUUGUGUAUUGAGGAAGUGUCUUCAGACAAUACAUAAGUAUGAAAUACACAUUGGAAUUGAUGUCAAA